Molecule: messenger RNA, 1068 nt
Organism: Colletotrichum orchidophilum
Lineage: Eukaryota; Fungi; Ascomycota; Sordariomycetes; Glomerellales; Glomerellaceae
Product: deuterolysin metalloprotease
Exons: 4
Coding region: 1-1068 (355 amino acids)
Biological process (GO): proteolysis
Molecular function (GO): metalloendopeptidase activity
Source: RefSeq, a predicted model, not a curated record
AUGGUUGCCAAGGCUCUCUCCGUCGCUCUUCUCGCUGGUGCCGCUUCGGCUACCUGCCCCCUCUCCAUUGAGAUCACCAACUCGGAGAACCACGUCGUCAACGUCGCCGUCACCAACACCGGCAGCGAGGCCGUCUCCGUCUUCAAGGGAAACACCGUCUUCAGCGACCAUGCUACCCAGGACCUCUUGGUGACCGAUGCCGAGGGCAAGGCUCUUCCUUUCGAGGGCAUCUACGUCAACUACAAGCGCACCGGCCUCGACGCCAACCUCUUCCAGAAGAUUGCCGCCGGCGAGACCGUCACCGUCCCCGUCAACGCCGCCAAGAGCUACAAGCUCGACGGCGUCGCCGAGGCAAAGGUCACCGCCAUCCAGGGCUUCCGCUACGCCGUCGGCGACAGCAUCCCCUCUUCCUUCAAGGACUUGGCCUCCUGCGCGGAUGUCACCUCUGGUGAAGUCGAGGUCACCCCUGAUCAGACCACCGCCGCCGCGGACCACGUCUCGCGCAAGCGUGACGAGACCUUCAACUCUCGCAUCCAGAAGCGUGCCAUCACCUACUCGUCUUGCUCCACCUCGCAGACCUCGGCCCUGAAGACUUCCGUCUCCGACGCCAUCUCCAUGGCCAACGCCGCUUACACCGCUGCCGGUAACUCGGCCGACUACUUCACCACCUGGUUCAAGUCGACCUCCGUCAUCUCCAAGGUCCAGACAAUCUACAAGGACGUCGCCGGCGUCCAAACGACCUCGCCCAAGAUCUCCUGCUCGGACAUCUACAGUGACUGCACCGACGGCUCCGCCCUCCUCUACACCGUCCCCUCGGACAACGUCAUCGUCCCCUGCCCCAACAACGGCUUCUGGGACUUCCCCGAGCUCGCGUCAAAGUGCUCCGGCGACGACUACGACCGCGCCGGCAGCAUCCUGCACGAGAUGACCCAUCUGUACGGCACCAACGACUACGCCUACGGCCCCAGCGCCGCCCAGGCCCUGUCCGCCACCAGAGCCGCCGCCAACGCCGACACCUACGAGAUGUACGGCGAGAGCGUCCGCCUCGGUGGCUGCACCACCGGCUAA